AUGGCAGAACUCCACGAUGCCCUCAAGCUACUGUCUCCGACGCAAUGGUCCGAUGUGCCACAGGACGAGCAAGAACUAGCGGAAUACAUGCGAUCGUGUUUCCAAGCCGGCGAGCUUAUCUGCAACUCCGUCCCACCUCUCGCGACCGGCGAACCUUUCCAUACCGCACAGCACCACCAUAAACGACCCAAUGAAGCCAAAUCUGCGAAAGAGAUGCACAAUUCCACCGCGAGAUCCGCCGCCGUAGCAUCCGAACAUGAAAGUCUGCAGAAGCAUUGGGGUAAGCCAUACAAAUUUGGAGCGGACAAGAAUCCUGCGAAUGUGGCUUUGUAUAAGAUGGCUGGGAAUGAUAGACAUGGGGCCUGGUUUGCUCGGAGGAGUGUCCACGAGGGUCUGGGGUUCGAUAGAUUCCGCAAAGCCAUGACGAGGGAGAUACCACACACAUUGACUUUCCAGGAAGGAGUCGGUUCCGGUGCUGUGAGAGGCAUAGGUGCGGACAACAGGAUAGAGCAUAAAGAUGUCGAGGGUGGUGGAAGUCUCGACGUCUACCAACUCAGUGGACAAAUGCCAAAGCCUGUCACGGCAAGGGAGUUUGUUCAGAUCUUGAUGACUACGGAGAACGGUUUAAGUGAGAAGAGUGCUGCGGAUGUCGAAGGCGAGGGCAAGCACACACCACGGAGCUUCAUGAAUGUUUCUCGACCACUAUCGCAUCCCGAUGCGCCGGAUCGGAGUGGUUUCGUGAGAGGACAGUAUGAGUCUGUGGAGAUGAUACGAGAGAUUCCGCUGCAUAAGCGGAAAGGGGCAGCGUCUACACCGAAUCUGCUUGAUUCGCAAAGUAGUGAGGCAGGGCAUGGUCGUGAUCGAGGGAAGACCAUUGGAUUUGCCGAGUCAAGGGGUGGCGACGCCAAAGGUGAGCAGCUAGAUCGUGGCAAAACAAGGGAGGAGCACUCAGCUGAGGCUGAACUCAAUCCUGUUGAAUGGAUUAUGGUGACCAGAAGUGAUCCCGGAGGUGGUAUACCACGCUUUCUUGUCGAGCGAGGUACACCGGAACCAAUGCUCGGCGACGUCACGAAGUUUCUGGAUUGGGCGACUGCACUUGAUCAUAUACCAGGACCGCAAGAUGAUACGGGUGCGACCGUAGGUACAGGACAAGUUCCAGGCUCUCGAAUACCGAAAGAGGCGGACCCAAGCAGUGGCCAAGCUCCAGUAGCAGCAGCGUCCACGGAGCCAAGUGUGCAGCGUUCUGCUACUACGCCGGCUGCUGCAGACGCACAAGCACCCGGCGUGUUUUCAAACAUUGCAUCUUCGCUAGAGAACGGACUCGAAACAUAUGCUCCCACAGCGGUGACCCAAGGUGUACAAAACUAUCUACGUCCGACGCACGCGCCGAUUGGUACAGAGACCUCGGACUCUGACGAUUCAUCAGAUGUCUCAUCACUGAACAGCUUCAUGUCCGCAGACGAGCAUCGUCGCUUCCCCUCCACACACGAAGCUGGAGUCAAUGGCGGGUCCUCAAGCAUUCGCUCCGCCGCGUCAUCAGAAAUCACGCUUGACACCGAUAAGAAGAAUCUCAACUCUCACGAAAAGGAGGUCCAGAAGAUACUACGCGAGCGUGAGAAGCUAGACCAAAAGCUCGCUAAGAAGCGAGAAGAGCAAGAGUCCAAGCUCAAGAAAGCUCAGGAGAAAGACUCUUCCGAGGAAGUCAAACAGCGCGAGAAACGUGAAAAGGAGAUCCAGAAAGCAGAGGAGAAGCAUCGACGAGAAGUAGAGAAGUUGGAGCAGAAGAAGGUCAAAGAGCUGAAGAAGGCUGAGGACCGGCGGCAGAAGAAGGACGAGCAGAGUCGGUCGAAUCUGGUUGCGAGGGAGAGGGAUGACUUUAGGAGCCAGUUGGACUCUUAUAAGCGGGAGAACAAGUUGUUGGUUGAUCGAGUGGAGGAGUUGCAGAGGGAGAAUACUGUCCUAGCGGGAAGACUGGGAAGGCUUGAUCCAGGUGUCUUAAAGGAGGCUAUGGAGGAGGUGGGUGGCUCGGAGGGAGGCAAGAAGAGUUCGGAGAGUGUGGGAAGUGCGAAGCCUGCAGGAUAUGAUCAAGGCGUCUUCGGCAACGUGAUCAUCUCACAGAAUUUCCUCGAGACGUUUGGCUUCCCAUCCGCCAACAUGCAGGGUACCAUGACGAGUCUCUACAACAUUGGCUGUUUCUUUGGCGCGAUGAGCACAAUCUUCACGGGAGACUGGCUCGGCCGACCGCGACAAAUCAUCCUAGGGUCGACCAUCAUAGCGAUCGGAGCCAUCAUCCAGACAGCCAGCUGGACCGUUCCUCAAAUGAUCGUAGGGCGAAUCGUCGCUGGACUUGGCACUGGCAUGAACACUGCUACCGCUGGAGUUUGGCAAGCCGAGACGAGCAAGAUGCGUAGUCGUGGUAAACUGGUGAUUAUCCAGAUGGCAAACUGUAUCACUGGCUUCUCGAUCAGUAAUUGGCUCACCCUUGGAUUCUCCUUCGCGCCACGAGAUAUUGCCUGGCGCUUUCCGUUGGCAUUUCAGAUCUUCUUCACUCUCUGCAUAUACGCAUUAUGUCCGUUCCUGCCGGAUAGUCCUAGGCUGCUGAUACGAAAAGGCAAGCAUGAGGAAGCACUCGAAGUGCUCGCGGCGCUUGAAGGUCAUGGUGCAACGCCAGAGUCUGCUUCUGUGCGAGCACAGUUCGAUGUGAUCAAAGACAUUCUGGACAGAGAGCACGUCAAUACCUAUAGCUGGUGGCAGCUCGUCACUGGACGUGGUCCGUCUGGUUUGAUGAGGCGCAUGAUUCUUGGUGCUGCGAUGCAAUGCAUGAAUCAAGUCAGCGGCAUCAAUGUAACAUCCUACUACAUGAGCUACAUCUUCAUCAACGCUCUUGGCAUAUCUCCACUACUAUCCCGAAUUCUGGCUGCUUGUGGCUCGGUCGACUACCUGAUCUUCGCAUGUCUGGCUUACUUCGUCAUCGAGCGCUACGGACGACGUAAGGUCAUGAUGGUCAGCGCUGCUGCCUGCUCGAUCUGCUGGAUCUGUAUUGCGAUUGCUACUGGAGUCUCGCAGCAUGGAGGGAACUCAUACAUUAAUGGUUCCGUUGCUGUGGCUUUCUUCUUCGCCUUCUUCGCUUCUUUCGGCAUGGGCGUCCUUGGUGUUCCUUGGCUUUAUCCCACUGAAAUCAACGCACUCGAGAUGCGCACCAAAGGCGCUAGUCUUGCAAUGGCCACUAACUGGAUAUGUAAUUACGCAGUCGUUCAAGCCACGCUGCCUGGCGUACAGAACCUAGGCUACAAGUUCUGGAUUGUGUGGGCUGUCAUAUGCGCUGCUUUCAUCCCUGUCACAUAUCUCUUCUAUCCGGAGACGGCAAACAGGACCCUAGAAGAUAUCGAUCGGUUCUUUGAGACCAAACCUGGAGUCAUCAUUGCACGCAAUCCUCUUGCUACGCAAUUGUCACGGCCUGAAGUCUAUGCUGAGCAGGAUGCAGCUAUUGCUCGCGGAGCAGAGAAAACUGGCCGUUGGGAUGGAGACGAGGAGAAGGCGAGUGGUGGUAUCGCUGUGGAGAAGGUUGGCUAA
Recurvomyces mirabilis is the source of this 3573-nucleotide messenger RNA. RefSeq lists its product as uncharacterized. Gene Ontology annotation, cellular component: membrane. NCBI's taxonomy places the organism in Eukaryota, Fungi, Ascomycota, Dothideomycetes, Mycosphaerellales, Teratosphaeriaceae. Gene Ontology annotation, biological process: transmembrane transport; carbohydrate transport. The coding region runs from base 1 to 3573 and encodes 1190 amino acids. Gene Ontology annotation, molecular function: carbohydrate:proton symporter activity. The transcript is spliced from 7 exons. The record is from RefSeq and is a predicted model, not a curated record.